Molecule: messenger RNA, 2978 nt
Organism: Xyrichtys novacula (pearly razorfish)
Lineage: Eukaryota; Metazoa; Chordata; Actinopteri; Labriformes; Labridae
Source: the annotation of a GenBank genome assembly
AGGAAAAACGAUCCCGUUAAAUUCCCAGCUGUCCUGCCCGUGGUUUCCCUGGAAACGACUACACAAAUCCAAGGAAAACAUCCGGGAAAGACCCUCUGCUGUCCCUCUUAUCGUCUGAACGUGGAAUAACUGCAGGAAUAGUUCAUACGGGCUGUUUACAAUUAGGCUAACACGACAUUAACAUACAAUACCCUGCAGAACAUGACGACUUCUGCGUAUCCUAUAGACUUAGAUGGCGGUGACCCUCGUCUAAAACUCAGGGUUCAAAACAGAACAAGAAACAUUUUUGUUACACAGCUGGACGACACAAGGUAGGUGUGUGUUUUUAGUGCACAGUCGACAGUACGUUGGCUUUCUUUCCCCUUUACACCUCCAGGAAAAGUGUUGGUUUGAAUUGUAUUUCUUCCCCAGACAUAAAGAAGAGGAAAAUGUGAACUACCUGCCUGUUGUAACAGAGGUAAGACAGUAAGUCUGCCAAAAUAUACAUAAAAAGAUCUAACAAUAAAGUGUUAAUCUGUGCAUUUGUAGCCUAUAAAUUAUUCUAAAAAAAAUACAGUAGUGGAGCUGCUAUGAUGAUACCACGUUUUGGGACUUUUCUGUUUGUGGUAAAAAUUUUUAAGCAGCUGAUGUUAUUUUUUCAUGUGCAGACAUCAGGCCGAAUCCUUGAAGCAGGGGUAAACACUCUACAAAAGACUCUGGUCCUGAAGAAACAAGCUGAGUUGGAAGAAGUGGAAUAUCAACUCACACUGAAAAGGCAAGAGUAUAAGAUCAGAGUGGAGGUUCUGGCUAAGAGAAGAUCUGAACUGGAACUACAACAACAGCAGGUGAAAUGAGGCACACAUCUUCUACCUCACUUUCUACAAGCCAGUAAGUUUAUUCUGAUAUGAGUGUGUUUGGGGUUUCUUUUUCCUAGACCAACGAAAGAGCAAUAAAAUUUGAGAAGUUUGUGGCCGAAAAUGAAGAAAAGCGCCGUGGAGCACUGAAGAAGUACGAGGCUGCACGAGAGCAGAACAUUUUGAAGCAGAAAGAGAUUGAUGAUCUGACUGAGCAGCUAAAACAACUGGAGGCCAGGUGAGGACUUUACCACUAAUCCGUUUUACAAGUAUGUUACUUUUUAAAGUUACUUUUCAGCUUUAUGGUAAUAUCUCAACUCACAGGCAUCAGCUUCUAAAGGAGAGAAUAGAAAGACAUAAAGUCUAUGAGGACUACUUAAUGAAAACACUGGAUUACUUCCCCAGCAGUAAGUGCUUAAGUGACUUCUUCACCUCACAUUACACCCGUUUCCCUCACUGAUUUAAGCAUAGACCAGAAGUGAAACAUCUUUUAUGCAUAAUAUUUUCCAGCUUACCACGACAAUGGGUCAGACUCUUUGGUUAUGCCCAUCAUUCGGCGCCAUGAGACACUAUCCAUCACCAACCAGCGGCUGCAGCAGCGUUUGGGGCGUCUGGAGGAGGAGGCGGAGCAGGGCCAGAAACAGCUGCAGACCAUGAAGCAGGAGCAUAACCUUAAAAAACUGGUCGGACACACAUAAACAACUAUCUACUCAAAUUUUUCUCAGAUAAAAAGGAUUUUCAGAAAAUUUACCACAGUUAUAUUGUGUUGCAGAAGGUGAAUAAGGAACUGUCUGAGCUUCAGAUUGAGUUGGAGACCCUCAAAGAGAAGAACAAGCGGGCGGAGGCUCAUUUAGUGAUGGACCAAGGCCUAGCAAAAGAGAAGGUAUGCUUCUGAAAUGUAAACUUUCAGUUAUUUAUCUGCAGAAAGAAACACUUUUAUUAAAUGUGCUGUUCUGACCCAGGUUGAAGACAUGGGAUCUGUGCUUAUGGCAGUAAACAACCUUGCUGAGCAGUGUUACCUACCAGCAUAUGGCCCUCUGGAAAACAUGACCAUAUUAACAAAGAUGGACAUGGUGAAGGUAAUAUUGUAACAGAAGAGUUUGACUUUCAAGAAUAAUUAUUAGCAAUCAUAUCAAAGUGCUCUCAAUGGAUUUUUUUCUAAACUUUAUACUCUGAAAUGGUCAACUGCAGGAGUACAUUCUGGACAUCGCCGACACAGAGAAGAGAGCGAGGAGACUGAUGGUGUCUGGGUCUGCAGUGACCAGCAGAACAGCUCUGACAGACAAAAGAGAGCGGGGAUCGAUGAAAAGCAUGGGCAGUAAAUCUCAAAUAAAAAGUUCAAGUAAAGUCAGUAAAAAAAGUAUGGCAACAAGUUAAUGUCAAACUCUAACAACUUAACAUCACAUCACUGCUCACAGUCAUCACUGUUGAACGAUUAAAAUAAAAGAGAAAUAAAUGUCUUAAACACAGGACUUUGUAAAUGUGUAUCUGUGGGGGUUAUCACUGUAUGUAUUUUUCUUAGAUUUAGAUGGUAGCCUACAUCUAGAACAAGAAAUUCCGAGCAGAUUUUCUAAUUUAUAAAGUUUUCGUAAUGUUCUUUGUAAUUUUGUGCAUUUUCAGUCAGUACAGAUCAAUUCAGAUUCUCAGUUUUACCUCAAAGGGUCGAUUCUGUUUUUUAUUUCCUGCCACAAAGUUUCAUGUCUUGCAAAAUAAACCUCACAAAAACAAAGGAAGUUCUUACUCCACGUCAGAAAACACUGUUGUGCAGGUUUUCUUACAGGCUCACAAAAAUCACCAAUUAUGCUAAAAUGCUGCUUGUCAGUGAAAUGCAGUCAAAGAAGCAAAGCACGUUUAACCAUGUUGUUAAAGGGUUUAUAUAGUCAGUAACUUGAGCUCCCAAGGAUAAAUUGGCGUGUGAGUUGUCAGGCUGAGUCAGGCUGUUGUUUUUCUCAUUCCUGCUGCCUGUUGCUUACCUCUGUAGCUCUUGCUAAAUUUUGCCACAUUACUAUGAAACUCAAUCAUAUCUUCUUCAUGUUAAAAAUAAAACAGAAUAUAUUCUAGACCUGCUGUUUUGCAAAGCAUCUUGAUAUAACAUUUGUUGUGAAUUGCUCCUAUGUAAAUAAAGAUUGAAUGAUAGAUCCAGAA